Messenger RNA from Andrographis paniculata, 1683 nucleotides. RefSeq lists its product as uncharacterized. Lineage: Eukaryota; Viridiplantae; Streptophyta; Magnoliopsida; Lamiales; Acanthaceae. Gene Ontology annotation, molecular function: zinc ion binding. The coding region runs from base 1 to 1683 and encodes 560 amino acids. The record is from RefSeq and is a predicted model, not a curated record. The transcript has 2 exons.
AUGACUUUUCCAAAGUUCAAUCCACUCAAUGUGUACACACCGAGGUUUGAUAUAGGGAUGAUAUUUGCAACAAGGGACGAGGUUAAGAGAGCAAUACAAUCUCAUGCAACUUCAGAAAGAAGAAGUGUGGCUUUUACAAAGAUUGACAAGCGCCGGUUGUAUGCGAGGUGCAAAGAACCAAAUUGUGAGUGGAAAAUCAACGCAGUGAAGGUGAAGAAUGACACUGCUUUCCAAGUAAGUCUAUUGCAUCCUAAGCAUUCGCAGUCAUGUCUUCCUUCUUUUAAUGUUGCGAAUGUUAAGACUUCUUGGUUAAGUGAAAAGUUUGCUCAUAAAUUUAAAUGUGAUCCGAAACGCGAGGUACGAGGUUUCAGGAAGGAGAUAAUGAGAGAGCUAAACGUGAGUGUGUCAAAAGAUCAGACCUAUAGGGCAAAGAGGCGUGCUUUGGAACAGAUAAGUGGAGAUCCUAUUUACCAAUACAGUCUUUGGGAUUACACAUAUGAGUUAAGAAAGAAUAAUCCAGGGACCACAGUUGUGUUAGGUGUUGAGAUUAAUGAUGCAGAAUCUGUUUUUGACCGUAUUUAUGUGUGUUAUGGAGCUUUAAAAGAAGGAUUUAGUGUUGGUUGCAGACCCAUAAUUGGUGUGGAUGGAUGCCACUUGAAAGGUAUUUACACUGGUGUAUUACUUACCGCCGUUGGAAUUGAUCCGAAUAAUAACCUGUUCCCAAUUGCCUUUUCAGUGGUUAGUAGAGAGAAUGGUGAAACAUGGAGAUGGUUCUUGAUUUUGUUGAAGAAAGAUUUAAGGAUCGGGGGUGACAAACAAGUUACAUUCAUGUCUGAUAAGCAAAAAGGGCUGAUACAAGCCUUCGAUGUUGUAUUCCCAGAAUGUGAUCACAGAUUUUGUGUUAGAUACAUGCAUAACAACUUUGUUAAUGCCGGGUUUAGAAGAACUGCACUGAAAAAUAUAGUUUGGCAUGUUGUUUUGGCUUCUACGCUGGGGGAAUUUCGUCGUCGAAUGGAUGAGUUGAAAGAUCUUGACAGUGAGGCACACAAAUGGUUCGAUGAUAAGCCCGUAGCGCAGUGGAGUCGGAGUCACUUCAAAGUUUAUCCAAAGUGUGACAUGUUGUUAAACAAUGUGUGUGAAAGCUUUAAUAGUGCGAUCCUAGAUGCACGAGAGCAACUGAUUUUGUUGAUGUUGGAGUCAAUAAGACAAUAUCUCAUGAAAAAGUUGCAAGCGAACAGAGAUAUGGCUACGUGUAAAUGGAAAAACUUGCGGUUCUGUCCAAAGGCAUUGAAGCUGCUGGAGAGAAAUGUUCGGAGGGUAUCUAACUGCAUUCCUAUUAAGUCUGAUAAUACGCAUUAUGAGAUUUCUUGCUUCGAUGGGAGCCAAUAUACUAUUAAUCUUCGGGAAAAAACUUGCACAUGCAAACAAUGGCAGCUAAAUGGAAUUCCUUGCAAACAUGUCAUCUCUGCUAUCUCUAACCAACGAGAAGAAAUUCAAGACUACAUCGAUGAGUAUUACUCCGUGGAGACAUACAUUAAGGUAUAUGCUCCUGCCAUAAUGGCUGUCACCAGUGACAUGUUUUGGGAGGUAAUAGAGGAUGUGGAAACUCUGGACACAAUGUUAGAAAAUGUCCACCAGUCAGUUGAAAACCGUCGGGUUGAGGAAUCAUCACCACCGGUGUAA